GUGUAUAUAAAUUUUUAUAUACUAUUAAAAGGAAAUUUAUAGAUAUUCUAGAAAUAUAACAAAAAAAAAAUGAUUUCUCGCAAUUAGCAUCGAAAUAUGUUUUCAUGACGUCACGACAGGCAAGCACCAUACAAUGAACACCGGUCCUCUUAAUUAACAUAGUUCGUCGUAUUUUCCCCUUUGACUGUGGUGCUUGCAGGAAGGUUGCUAGUUCUACGCACAUCUGUACCGUUUCUGUCAACGAAAUUCCACUGAUAAGAAUAUCAGAUGAAAUUGGCUGUAAGGAAUAUUUUAUCCCAGAUCAUCAAUAUUUACUAUCUUUAAAAGAUCAGAGGAAGAAUUUCUGACAUAUUUCUUCUGAGUCAGGUUAUCAGCAAUGUUUGUCUACAUAGCUGUCUUGAAUGAUGAGUAUGUAUUUUAAUUAAACUUGGACAUAUUGACAAAGGAUUUUUCAACUGUCAACAGGUAUCAACAAAGAUCACAUGUUGAUAGAAAUUUAACAGCUGAUAUAUUUGACAGGAAUAAACUAUAAAAACAAAAUCAAGAAAUAUAUCCAUAUAUUCAGGUCCGUAAAGAAAGAACAUACAAUGAAAUAUGUGUAAACCUUAAAGAAUUGAUUUGUUUUUUGCUUGAAGAAAUGCCAAAAGAUUUAAAAGAAUCAUUAUACCCCUGUAAUAUUUGUGGUAAAUUUUUCUCUCAUAAAGGUAAUCUCAGUAAACACAAACGUAUUCAUACAGGGGAGAAGCCCUAUCAAUGUGACGUCUGUGGUAAAUCAUUCCCUCAAAAUGAUCACUUAAUUACUCACAGACGUAUUCAUACAGGAGAAAAACCAUAUCACUGUGAGAUCUGUGGUAAAGCAUUCUCUGCAAGAAGCAGUUUAAUUAGUCACAUACAUAUUCAUACAGGAGAACACCCAUAUCACUGUGAUAUCUGUGGUAAAACAUUUUCUUCAAGUAGUAACUCAACUAUACACAAACGCAUUCAUACAGGAGAGAAGCCAUAUCACUGUGAUAUCUGUGAUAAAUCAUUCACUCGAAACGAUCACUUAAUUAAGCACAAACGUGUUCAUACAGGAGAGAAACCUUAUCAGUGUGAUAUCUGUGGUAAAUCAUUUUCUCACAGAAAUUCUUUAGCUACUCACAAGCACAUUCAUACUGGAGAAAAGCCAUAUCACUGUGAUAUGUGCGGUAAAUCAUUCUCUCAUAUAAAUACUUUAACUCUCCACAAGCGUACUCAUACAGGAGAGAAACCAUAUCACUGUGAUAUCUGCGGUAAAUUAUUCUCUGGUAGAAGUCAAUUAACUACUCACAAGCGUACGCAUACAGGAGAUAAGCCAUAUCACUGUGAUAUUUGUGGUAAAUUAUUCUCUAGAAGUGGUGACUUAACUAAACACAAACGUAUUCACACAGGAGAAAAGCCAUAUCAUUGUGAUAUUUGUGGUAAAUCAUUCUCUGAAAGUAGUUAUACAACUACACACAAGCGAAUUCAUACAGGAGAAAAACCAUAUCACUGUGAUAUUUGUGGUAAAUCAUUCUCAGUAAAUGGUGACUUAAUUAGACACAAACGCACUCAUACAGGAGAGAAACCAUAUCCCUGUGAUAUUUGUGGUAAACCAUUCUCUGUAAAUGGUGACUUAACCAGACACAAACGAAUUCAUACAGGUGAGAAACCAUAUAGCUGUGAUAUCUGUGGUAAAUCAUUCUCUUUAAAUGGUGGUUUAACUAAACACAAACGCAUUCAUACAGGAGAGAAACCAUAUCACUGUGAUAUUUGUGGCAAAUCUUUUGCUGAACGCAGUUAUUCAAUUACACACCAGCGCAUUCAUACUGGGGAGAAACCAUAUCGUUGUGAUAUCUGUGGUAAAUCAUUCUCUCGAAGAAUUCGUUUAACUAGACAUCUAUGUUUCAUACUUUACAAACUACUAGGAAAGAGAAUCACAAGAAAAACUGAUUUACCAAAAUACAACCCUAUGAUUAAUGCACUUUCAAAAACUUUAUUUGAAGUCAAAAAUUUAAAGACUACACUGUGUAUUGAAAUCACCAUUUAUAUUUCUAAUAAGAUUACAGUAAAAAAACUGGGUUUCCUUGAUGAGAUGCUGAAAGACAUGAGGAAAACAUCAUUUCCCUGUGAUAUCUGUAAAAGACCAUUCUCUCGAAAAUGUCACCUAACCUCUCACAAACGUAUUCAUACUGGAGAGAAGCCAUAUUACUGUGAUAUCUGUGGUAAAUCAUUUGCUUCAAGUGGCAACUUAACAACUCAUAAGCGGAUUCAUACAGGAGAGAGACCAUAUCAGUGUGAUAUCUGUGGUAAAGCAUUUCCUCAAAGUGACCACUUAACUAAUCACAAACGUUUACACACUGGAGAAAAACCGUAUCACUGUGAUAUUUGUGGUAAAACAUUCUCUGCAAGAAGUAGUUUAACAAAUCACAAACAUAUUCAUACAGGAGAGAACCCGUACCACUGUGAAAUCUGUGGUAAAUCAUUCUCUGCAAGUAGUAACUCAACAAAACACAAACGUAUUCAUACAGGAGAGAAGCCCUAUCCUUGUGAUAUCUGCGGUAAAUCAUUCACUCGAAAUGAUCACUUAACUAAGCACAAACGCAUUCAUACAGGGGAGAAACCAUAUCAUUGUGAUAUCUGUGGCAAGGCAUUCUCUCAGGGAAAUUCCUUAAUUCAUCACAAGCGCAUUCAUACAGGAGAGAAACCAUAUCAUUGUGAAUUGUGUGGUAAAUCAUUCUCUCAUAUAAAUACCUUAACUUUCCACAAACGUACUCAUACAGGAGAGAAACCGUAUGACUGUGAUAUCUGUGGUAAAUCAUUCUCACAAACAAGCAACUUGACUACGCAUAAGCGUAUUCAUACAGGAGAAAGCCCAUAUCAUUGUGAUAACUGUGGUAAAUCAUUCUCUAGAAAUGGUGACUUAACUAAACACAAACGCAUUCAUACCGGAGUGAAGUCAUAUCAGUGUGAUAUCUGUGGCAAGGCAUUCUCUCAAGGAAGUACCUUGAUAACUCACAAGCGUAUUCAUACAGGAGAGAAGCCAUAUCAUUGUAAUAUAUGUGGUAAAUUAUGCUCUGCAAGUAGUGAUUUAAUUACUCACAAGCGGAUUCAUACGGGAGAGAGACCAUAUCAUUGUAACAUAUGUGGUAAAUCAUUCUCUAGAAGUAGUGAUUUGAUUAGACAUAAACGUAUUCAUACAGGAGAGAAGCCCUAUCCUUGUGAUAUAUGUGGAAAAUCAUUUUCAUUGAAUGGGGGCUUAACUAGACAUAAAUUUAUUCAUACAGGAGAAAAGCCAUAUCACUGUGAUAUUUGUGGUACAUCAUUCCUUAAAAAAGGUCAUUUAAAUACUCAUAUACUUAAUCAUGCAGAAAGCUAAUUUACUGAAGCCAAUGCUUAUUCCAGUCUUGAUGUAUAAUGAGACAGAAAAUCACACAUGGAACCAAUGCUAUAUAACUUUAACUACCUGGCUACCUCAGGUGGAGAGAGAUGAUGAUGGGGAUUGGCAGGCAGGAGCCACUCACUGAGGUUACAUGAAGGUGUAUAUAUAGUGAAGUGGACCAGAGAUUGGAGAGGGUAAAUGAAUUCAUGAGAUUGCGAUGGAGGUUGGGGAAUAUGAGUUGGGAGAAGUGGUAUUUAGAGGAUAUGUUGUGGAGAAGAGAUUCAUCAUCAUCAUCAUCAUCAUAUGUCCGUUUUCCAUGCUAGCAUAGUUUGGACAGUUCGACUGGGGUCUGGGAAGCCAGGAGGCUGCACCAGGUCCAGUCUGAUCUGGCAGUGUUUCUACAGCUG
Messenger RNA from Octopus sinensis (East Asian common octopus), 3786 nucleotides. RefSeq names its product zinc finger protein 91-like. The coding region runs from base 638 to 3376 and encodes 912 amino acids. The transcript has 4 exons. The record is from RefSeq and is a predicted model, not a curated record. Lineage: Eukaryota; Metazoa; Mollusca; Cephalopoda; Octopoda; Octopodidae.